Messenger RNA from Hyaloperonospora brassicae, 951 nucleotides. The record is from the annotation of a GenBank genome assembly. Lineage: Eukaryota; Oomycota; Peronosporomycetes; Peronosporales; Peronosporaceae.
AUGCAGCGGUCGAUGCUCGUGCCAACGACUCGAGCAGCUGCUGGCGCCGCUGUGGUAACCGAGACACGUGAAUCGGCAUUGCUCACGCGUGUGGGGAGAGUGUUGACGGAGAAGAUUGAGGUCGAAGCUGCGGGUUCGCUUGGAGAAGUAGAAGGCCGCGAGCAGGCUGGUCUCGUCUGGCAGCACCUGUUCGUAAACCGCUCUCCUCUGUCGGAGGCUAGCCGCGGAGUACUGACGACGCUGCACUUGUUGGGUCUGGACCACCUUGUGGCGAGACGCGACCUGUCAGCUAUCCAGAAAUGGUUCAAGCAUCAGGACCAGGUCCUGCUUGGCGAUAGGGCGUUCAUCAGACCGACGCUGGACGUGGUCAAGCUACCACAUACGCUCGCGGGUGUGCGUUUGCUUCUGGAGAAGUGGAUCGACAUUAUAAAGCCCGAGUACUUCAUGGCUAGCUUGCCCAUUUCCUUCGAGUACCCGGAUGAGAAUGCGCCUGCUUCUGCUGGUACAAAUGAGCUACCAAAUGGUGCGGAAUUGCUGCUGCAAGUGCUGCUGCCGCUGGCUGGAGAGAAGAAGCUGCCGAUUGCGCUAAAGUUUGACAGCGUGCGUCCGAUUAAUGCUCGCUAUGGUGUGGCUGGCGACGGAGUGAAGCCGAGCAACGUGGACAUUUUGAUCAAGUUGUGCCGUAACUUCCCCAAGGUAAAGUUUCUGGCCACGUUCCUCUCGCGCGUGAACCAGCACGAAGUGACCGUGGCGGCCAACAAGUUCCGGAACCUGCAUCUGUAUGGCUGCUGGUGGUACUGCAACAACCCGUCGAUCAUUGAAGAGCUCACGCGGAUGCGUAUCGAGAUCCUGGGCACGGCGUUCACGAGCCAGCACUCGGACGCGCGUGUACUGGACCAGCUCAUUUACAAGUGGAGCCACUCGUGUAGCAGGCAGAGCCCGUUACAUUAA